GUUUGAGACAUAUUCUCAGAGUCUGGUGCUUUGCGCCUGUUAUUUAAGAGCUCUGACGUCGUGAUGAACAUACAGAUGAUCAGUUCCACGAGAAAAUGCAUCGCAGCGAUGAGCUCGAACCUUUAGUCUGUUACGCCGACGCGAAAUGAGGUGUAAUUCCUCCAAAAUGUGACACGGCACCAGCGCAACGGGCUCACGGUUGGACAGCCGAGGUGUCAUCGAUCUGACCUGAUAUGAUCGUUGAUAAAUAACGCGGCGAGAUGGAUCCCUUCUCUGUUUCUCUUUCGUGACGAGCUGGGGAGUCAGGCGGAACUGAGCAGCGCGAGCACUGGCCCAUGUACCGGGGGAACGGCAGCGUGACAGCGGCCCGGGAGCUGCAGCGGCGGCGGAGGUCUUGAGAUCCGUUCCUCCGGGUUUUACGCAGCGAGGCGCGGGGAACGAUGGGCUGCGCUCCCAGCAUUCACGUCUCGCAGAGCGGGGUGAUCUACUGCCGCGACUCUGAUGAGUCCAACUCGCCGCACCAGACCACUACUAUCUCGCAGGGCACCGCGACCACCCUGCACGGCCUCUUCAUCAAGACCGACGCGGCGGAUACCAUCCCCUCCGUGAUCGCGUACCAGAGCAGGCACACACGGACCAACUCUCACCGAGAGCGGAGAGAGAACAGCGGCGGACAGAUGUGUACAGAGGCCGAGACCCAGACCAGCAGCACCAGCGUCAAGGUGUCUGGUGCUGAGGAGCGUUUGGGGCCAAUGCGACUGAGCCAGGAGCCCAUACAGGUGUUACUGGUCUUCGCCAAAGAGGACAGUCAAAGCGAUGCCUUCUGGUGGGCGUGCGAGAAAGCCGCUUUCAGGUGCAACAUCGCACGCACACCUGAGUCUGCGCUCGAGUGUUUCCUGGACAAACACCAUGAGAUCGUCAUCAUCGACGGACGAUAUCCGCGAUACUUUGAGGCCGAGGCCAUCUGUCGGAUGAUUCAAGCAACCAAGCCGUCUGAACACACAGUUAUUUUGGCAGUGAUACCCCAAACUCCGUCAGAUCAGGAGGAACCAUCUGUCCUUCCUCUUCUCUCUGCUGGCUUCUCCAGACGGUACCUGGAGAACAGCAGUGUUUCAGCCUGCUAUAAUGAGUUAAUCCAGCUGGAGCACGGAGAGGUUCGGGCUCAGUUCAAGCUGAGGGCUUGUAACGCUGUGUUUACUGCACUAGAACAGUGUCAGGAGGCCGUGGAGAUCAGCAGUGAAGAUCAUGUCAUACAAUAUGUAAAUCCAGCGUUUGAAAAGAUGAUGGGUUAUCAUCGAGGAGAACUGAUCGGUAAAGAGCUGACCGAACUGCCCAGGAGUGACAAGAACAGCGCCGACCUGCUGGACACCAUCAACACCUGCAUCAAGAAAGGAAAGGUCAGACGGGGCAUCUAUUUCUCAAGGAGGAAGUCAGGGGACAGUAUUCAGCAAUAUGUCAGAAUCACUCCUGUGGUUGGCCAGGGAGGAAAAAUCCGUCAUUUCGUGUCCAUAAAGAGGCCUUACAGUGACAACCACAGACAGGUUCAUAAGCUGAGCAAAGAAGAGAAAUGCUGUGGCGAACACUCGCAAUCAGAAUGCAACUCCUUGCGUCACAAGGACCGGAGGAAAGAGUCUGUGGACGUCAGAUCUAUCAGCUCUCACAGCAGCGACGCUCCCAGUCUACAGAACCGCAGAUAUUCCUCAAUGGCCCGAAUCCACUCAAUGACGAUUGAGGCUCCGAUCACUAAGGUGAUAAAUAUCAUUAAUGCCGCGCAGGAGAGCAGUUCAGUGACGGUAGCGGAAGCUCUGGAUCGUGUUCUGGAGAUUCUGCGGACCACUGAACUCUACUCACCCCAGCUGGCCUCAAAAGAGGACGAUCCCCACACCAAUGACCUGGUCGGGGGACUCAUGAGUGACGGACUCAGAAGGCUCUCUGGGAAUGAGUACGUCUUCUCCAAAAGUGCUUUACAAAACAUGAGUCAGAGUCAGCUGGGAGUGCCCGUCCCGCUGAAUGACAUCCCGCCGUCCAUAGCAGAGCUGCUGAAUGAAGAGGAGCAGUGGGAAUUCAGCAUCCUGGAGCUGGAGGCAGCCACACACAAGAGGCCACUAUCAUACCUGGGUCUGAAGAUCUUCUCUGCAUUUGGGGUGUGUGAGUUUCUGAACUGCUCAGAGUCCACGCUGCGCUUGUGGCUGCAGGUGAUCGAGACCAACUAUCACUCCUCUAACUCCUACCACAACUCCACACACGCCGCAGACGUGCUGCAUGCCACCGCUUACUUCCUGCGCAAGGACAGAGUCAAGGCCAGUCUUGACCAGCUGGAUGAAGUUGCCGCUCUGUUAGCUGCGACGGUUCAUGACGUGGAUCAUCCGGGCCGCACAAACUCGUUCCUGUGCAACGCGGGCAGUGAAUUGGCCAUUCUGUACAACGAUACGGCCGUCCUGGAGAGUCACCAUGCUGCUCUCGCCUUCCAGCUCACCGUACGGGACAGCAAGUGCAACAUCUUCAAGAACAUGGAAAGGACUCAGUUUCGGACACUACGGCAGGCCAUAAUCGAUAUGGUGUUGGCAACAGAAAUGACUCGACACUUCGAACACGUCAAUAAGUUCGUCAACAGCAUCAACAAACCCAUGAGUGCCAUAGAAGAGACAAGUUCCAAUAGUGAAGGCAGUGAUUGUGAGGGUCAGGCCAGUAUUCGUAACUCUCCUGAGAAUCGGCUACUGAUUAAACGAAUGCUGAUUAAAUGUGCGGAUGUGGCCAAUCCCUGUCGACCCCUGGAGCUCUGCAUCGAAUGGGCCGGUCGCAUUUCAGAGGAGUAUUUUGCUCAGACUGAUGAGGAGAAAAGACAGGGUUUGCCGGUUGUCAUGCCAGUGUUUGACAGGAACACCUGCAGCAUUCCUAAAUCCCAGAUCUCCUUCAUCGACUAUUUCAUCACAGACAUGUUUGAUGCAUGGGAUGCCUUUGCCAGUUUGCCAGAUCUGAUGGAGCAUUUGGCAGAGAACUACAAAUACUGGAAGAACUUGGAUGAGAUGAAAUGUAAAAGCCUUCGGCCUCCGCCUCCUCCAUGACCCUCCUGAUGCCCUUACCCCUGAGGUCAAAGGUCAGAGGUUACGCUGUGAAUGUAGCAUCUCUGUCAGGCCUCUAGGUUUCCGUCCACUGAACACAGAUCAGCAGCCCUGUUUCCACAUCUAGCGACAAUCGCCCGGUAACGAGGGUAAAACACAAACAAAUGACAAAACGAAUGCACUUUAUCAGCAUACAGUCCUCUUCCAGCAUCUUUCACUUU
Molecule: messenger RNA, 3283 nt
Organism: Danio aesculapii
Lineage: Eukaryota; Metazoa; Chordata; Actinopteri; Cypriniformes; Danionidae
Gene: pde8b
Product: phosphodiesterase 8B
Exons: 22
Coding region: 441-3065 (874 amino acids)
Biological process (GO): regulation of DNA-templated transcription; signal transduction
Molecular function (GO): 3',5'-cyclic-AMP phosphodiesterase activity
Source: RefSeq, a predicted model, not a curated record